UCGAGGGUCCUAACAGGCUCCCCAUGCUGUUUUCCAAAGCACCGGUCCCGCUCCAGUUCCAGCCCUUUGCCAUCUGCUCUUCACGGCCCGCCUGUUUCUCGGCCUCCCACACUACCCUUCGUCUUAAAGACUGCUUUCUCCACUCGCUGCCAGGCUUCCUGACUUCUCUGGCUCUCAUAGUGGCCAAUAUGGGUUGAAUCUGGGCUCCAUCAGCACUCCUUGGCCCCGCUCAUUCCUUCUCUCUAUCUCUCCUCCCUCCUCUCCCUCUCUCCUUCCUUUCCCCUCCCUCUCCCAUCCCCCUAUCCUCUCUCUCCCUCUGGGCUCCCGCAUUCCGCUUCGGCAGCCGGCCGGCGCCUCCGGCACCAUGCUCCGGCUCCUCCGGUUGCUGCUGCUACUGCUGCUGCUGCCUCCGCCGGGGUCCCCCGAGCCCCCAGGCCUGGCCCGGCUGUCCCCGGGUGCGCCCCCCCAGGCCCCGGACUUGCUCUACGCGGACGGGCUGCGCGCCUACGCGGCCGGGGCUUGGGCGCCGGCCGUGGCGCUGCUGCGGGAGGCGCUGCGGAGCCAGGCGGCCCUGGGCCGCGCGCGGCGGGACUGCGGGGCGCGCUGUGCGGCCGAACCGGGGGCCGCACUCCCCGCCGUGCUGCUCGACGCCCCGGACUCCGGGCCCGGCCCGGCGCAGGGGGCCUGGGAGCGGCUGCUGCUUCGCGCCGCGCUCCGACGGGCCGAGUGCCUGACCCAGUGCGGGGUGCAGAGGCUGGGCCCCGGGGGCGCGGCGCGGCUCCGCGUGGGGAGCGCGCUCCGGGACGCCUUCCGCCGCCGGGAGCCCUACAACUACCUACAGAGGGCCUACUACCAGCUGAAGAAGCUGGACCUGGCAGCCGCCGCAGCACACACCUUCUUUGUAGCAAACCCAACACACCUCCAGAUGCGGGAGGACAUGGCCAAGUACAGGCGUAUGUCUAGGGUGCGGCCCCAGAGCUUCCGGGACCUGGAGACUCCCCCAUACUGGGCAGCCUAUGACGAUGGCCUGGAGCUACUGGGGCGUCAGGAAGCAGGACUGGCACUGCCCCGGCUAGAGGAGGCCCUGCAGGAGAGCCUGGCCCAGGUGGAGAGCUGCCGGGCUGGCUGCGAGGGGCCUGAGGAGCAGCAAAGGGAGGAAGAGGAGGAGGAAGGGACUGGAGGCCAGGGGGGCCUCUAUGAGACCAUUGCAGGGCACUGGAUUCGGGUCCUACAGUGCCGGCAGCGCUGUGUGGGGGACGCAGCCACACGUCCUGGCCGCAGCUUCCCUGUCCCUGACUUCCUUCCCAGCCAGCUGAGGCGGCUGCACGAGGCCCAUGCUCAGGUGGGGAAUCUGUCCCAGGCUAUGGAAAAUGUCCUGAGUGUCCUGCUCUUCUACCCGGAAGAUGAGGCUGCCAAGAAGGCUCUGAACCAGUAUCAGGCCCAGCUGGGAGAGCCGAGACCUGGCCUCGGGCCAAGAGAGGACAUCCGGCAAUUCAUCCUUCGAUCCUUGGGGGAGAAGAGACAGCUCUACUACGCCAUGGAGCACCUGGGGACCAGCUUCAAGGAUCCUGAUUCCUGGACCCCAGCAGCUGUCAUCCCAGAGGCACUUAGAGAAAAGCUCAGAGAGGAUCAAGAGAAGAGGCCUUGGGACCAUGAGCCGCCACAGCCAAAGCCCUUGACCCACUGGAAGGAUGUCCUCCUCCUGGAGGGAGUCACCCUGACCCAGGAUGCAAGACAGCUGAAUGGGUCAGAACGGGCCGUGUUGGAUGGGCUGCUCACCCCAGCUGAGUGUGGGCUGCUGCUGCAGCUGGCCAAGGAUGCCGCUGAGGCUGGAGCCAGGUCCGGCUAUCGUGGCCGCCGCUCCCCUCACACCCCCCAUGAACGCUUUGAGGGGCUCACAGUGCUCAAGGCUGCACAGCUGGCCCGGGCCGGGGCCGUGGGCAGUCAGGGGGCUAAGCUGCUUCUGGAGGUGAGCGAGCGCGUCCGGACGUUGACACAGGCCUACUUUUCCCCGGAGCGGCCCCUGCAUCUUUCCUUCACCCACCUGGUGUGCCGGAGUGCCAUAGAAGGAGAGCAAGAGCAGCGCAUGGACCUGAGUCACCCGGUGCACGCAGACAAUUGCGUGCUGGACCCCGACACUGGGGAGUGCUGGAGGGAGCCCCCGGCCUACACCUAUCGUGACUACAGUGGGCUCCUCUACCUCAAUGAUGACUUCCAUGGUGGGGACCUGUUCUUCACAGAGCCUAACGCCCUCACGGUCACAGCUCAGGUUCGUCCUCGCUGUGGACGCCUCGUGGCCUUCAGCUCCGGUGGGGAGAAUCCCCACGGUGUGUGGGCUGUGACGCGGGGACGGCGCUGCGCCCUGGCACUGUGGCACACCUGGGCCCCUGAGCACAGGGAGCAGGAGUGGACAGAAGCCAAAGAGCUACUGAAGGAGCCAGAGGAGGAAGAGGAGGAGGAGGAGGAAGAGGAAGAAACGCCAAGCAGAGACCCUUCCCCAGAACCCCCCAGCCGCAGGCUUCAGCGGGUCCAGGACAGAGUUGGGAAACCACCUCGGGUCCGAGAGGAGCUGUGAGGGAC
This is a messenger RNA of Panthera uncia (snow leopard), 2580 nucleotides long. RefSeq names its product prolyl 3-hydroxylase 3. Gene Ontology annotation, molecular function: protein binding; procollagen-proline 3-dioxygenase activity; iron ion binding. Lineage: Eukaryota; Metazoa; Chordata; Mammalia; Carnivora; Felidae. The transcript is spliced from 15 exons. The coding region runs from base 365 to 2575 and encodes 736 amino acids. Gene Ontology annotation, cellular component: endoplasmic reticulum. The record is from RefSeq and is a predicted model, not a curated record. Gene Ontology annotation, biological process: collagen metabolic process.